CUAUCGUCAUGGCUGCUACUAUUAUCAUGGAAGGGUAUGAUAACAUUUUGACUGGUUCCUUCUAUGCUUAUCCUGAAUUCAAAAAGACGUUUGGUGUUCCCACAGUCGACGAUGAUGGCAAUACCACUUAUGAAAUCAGUACCAAAUGGCAAAGUGCCUUGGGUUCUUCUUCGUCUGUUGGUACAAUCCUUGGUGUUUUCUUUAACGGGUACUUGGCUGAACGGUUUGGUCACAGAAUGGUUAUUAACGUUAGUUUGAUAUUCAUGGCUGCAUUCAUCUUUAUUGUCUUCUUUGCUAGGUCCAUCGAGGUCCUUGUUGUUGGUCAAGUCUUGUGUGGUAUUCCUUGGGGUAUCUUUGCCACCAUUGGUAUUUCUUAUGCUUCAGAAAUCACCCCGCUUGUAUUGAGAGGAUACCUUACAGCAAUUAUCAACUUGUAUUGGGCUACUGGUCAGUUCAUUGCUGCUGGGGUUUUACAAGGAUUGGUUGGUCUUGAUAGUAAAUGGUCAUACAAGAUCCCUUAUGCGUUGCAAUGGAUGUGGGUUGUUCCUUUGUUUGUCUUGACUUAUUUUGCUCCUGAUUCACCUUGGUACUUAAUCAGAAAAGGGAGAAUUUCUGAUGCUGAACAUGCUAUAAAACGAUUAGGUUCCAAGCGUAUUGCUCACAAAGCAAAAGACUCGUUAGCAUUGAUGAUUAGAACUAAUGAAAUUGAAGUCCAACAAGAUAGAAAGAACAGAGAAGAGUUGGGCGGAUGGAAAGGGUACAUUGAGUGUUUUAGAGGCACAAACUUGAGAAGAACAGAAAUCAUGUGUAUUUCAUUUGCUGGUCAAGUUCUCUCUGGGUCAACUUUUGCCUACUCACCCAGUUAUUUCUUCUCUCAAGCUGGUUUAAACUCGGAUCAAGUCUAUAAGUUGAAUCUUGGUACUACUGGUAUUGCCUUUAGUGGGACAGUCUGUUCGUGGUUCUUAUUGAACAAAUUUGGUAGAAGAACAAUUUACGUCACGGGUUAUUUCUUCUUGGUGUUGUUCUUGUUCCUCAUUGGUGUGUUGGCCAAACCGGCUGAAACUAAUGGUGCUGUUAAAUGGGCACAGGCGGCACUUACCAUGUUAUGGGUGAGUACAUACGCAUUGACUAUUGGUCCUUUAGCAUUCACCAUCACGGCCGAAACGUCAGCCACCAGAAUCAGAUCCCAAUCGGUGUGUUUGGCAAGAAAUGCAUAUAAUUUGGUGUCGUUAAUAUCUCAAAUUGUCGAACCAUACCUUAUUAACCCAGGUUCAGCUAACUUAAAGGGGUUGACUGCAUUUGUAUGGUUUGCCACCGCAUUCCCUACUUUGAUCUGGUCAUUUUUCAGAUUGCCUGAAACUAAGGACCGGACAUACGCUGAACUUGAUAUUUUAUUCGAAAGACGAGUCCCUGCCAGAGAGUUUGCCGCUUAUCAAAUCGAUGUGGCUGAUAUUGUCCAAGAAACCGUUUCUGAAGUGCCAGUCACUGAGAAACAAUAGAUGUUUAAUUCUUAUGUGUUUAUUUUCUGUACUUAAUCUAUACGAUGUUCAAUUGACUGUUUUUGUAGAAUCUCCGAGUCUAAAUGGAGGAAAUUCGUAGCCAUGAUCAAAUCUGCCAAAAGGACACAGAUACUGUUGAUGAAAAAUCCAAUGUAUAACUUGUUAUGGGCUGCUAAUUUCCCUGUGAAUAUUGGGCCGAUGCAUCUGGCAAAUGUCUUUCCGAUGUUGACUAUCCCCAUGACCUUGGUGAUUUCCUCUUUAGGCAUGAUGGAAGUUAAUAAUACUUGACGAGGAACAACGUCCAUGGUAGUUGUCGUGUAGUACAACAUCAAUAACCCAGCAACAGGUAAAUAAGUAUUGAAAAUUGGCACCAUGCCAAAGAAAAUCGCUGAAGGAACUUGCGUAAACAAAAUGGCCUUGACAGGACCUAACAACUUGGCAAGGUAUGCGGAAGGCAAGGAUGAAAUGGCAUUGAUGGAAUUGGUAAAGAAGAAUAACGUUCCUAAUGCACUGGCACUUAGGAGCAAUGUUAUCUUUAAGUAAUAAACCACCCAGGCCGAUGGCAUGAAUCCAUACCCUAACGAAUCAAGCAUGAAAAUUGCUAAUAAACGAGGUAAGUAAUAACGAGUAGUGUUGGACAAUCCUGACUUAAUAGAGCUGAUCUCUUCGUCUGGAGUAGCAUCUACUAAUAAUGGUGACUCUUCAUCGCUAUCUUUGUCUUGCUCUUCAAUGAAAUUAUCAACGUAAACUUCGCACUUGUUACUUAAAAACAACAUCAAUGUCAACUUGAUCAAGGAGAACCCAGCAUACAACACGAAAAUAUAUCUGUAACACUGUUCCAUCUCAUAUCCCCACGCUUGGUUCAUAUAAUCCACCAAAACCCCACAAACCAACGAUCCCAAGGCCGCACCCGCGGUAGCAAACAACCCAUGGAACGCAAAAAUCUCUGGGCGGUGAUUAUGCGGCGUCAAAUGCGCAAUAGACGCUUCCUCUACUGACUUGAACGGCCCUGUCUCAUCUCCUGAGGGCGAAAUGACCCCAACAAUAGCUGCAGCUAAUAACACAUAAAAGUCUGAGCUUAUAGCAAACGUGAUCCCCGAACCAAACAUCAUCACGGUUCCAAUAAUCAUCACUACUCUCCUCCCAAUCUUGUCUGCAUUCCAUGUAAGAUAAUAUGAGAUGAGUGUGUCUCCAAUUAACGUCAACGUCAUGAAUAUCCCGAUUCGCUCUUCAGAUAUAUCAAUGGCUUUUAAAUAAAGUGUGAGCACUUGGUUAGUGAGACCAUAACUGGCCAUACGGAAGAACACCGAACUCCAUAGGAGUCGUAUAUCCAGAUUAGACUGUCUGAGUGAUUUAAGUAGAUGCAUAUUGUUGAUAACGUUGUUCUGGGGUAUAAAAGGUUGGAAGUGGGGGAGAGGGGGAGGUGGAGGAUCGGCUUGUUCUUUUAUAGAAUUAUUCGCUCCUGCAUACAGCGCAGGAAAAACAGUGCUAAAAAAAAUAAAAAUAAAAAAGAAACGCGACAAUUACGCAAAUUGACGUAUUUUGCGAUGACUUUAAAAAUAGCACCAAGUUAUAAUGACCAGGUAGUGAAAUUAAUCCACAAAAAUAAUUGGUGAAAUAACCAAAAAAGAAGAACCCACGCCGGGAGUCGAACCCGGAAUCUUUUGAUUAGAAGUCAAACGCGUUAACCAUUACGCUACGCAGGCGCUU
This is a messenger RNA of Spathaspora passalidarum NRRL Y-27907, 3209 nucleotides long. RefSeq names its product maltose permease. The transcript has a single exon. Lineage: Eukaryota; Fungi; Ascomycota; Pichiomycetes; Serinales; Debaryomycetaceae. Gene Ontology annotation, cellular component: membrane. Bases 237 to 1499 code for a protein of 420 amino acids. The record is from RefSeq and is a predicted model, not a curated record. Gene Ontology annotation, biological process: carbohydrate transport; transmembrane transport. Gene Ontology annotation, molecular function: carbohydrate:proton symporter activity.